AUGCUGCAAGUACCAGACCAGUCGACCCAGACGUGCGUCAUUCGAGUCCUAGAGACCUACAAGCGAAACCCGUACAACCCCACGCAAUCCGAGAAUGCACGACUCCGCAAUCCAGGCACCGCCCGUGCCAACCUCGCGGCUUCCUUGGAAGCCCCUCAAGGCACUCAGACAGACAGCUGGGCAGCGAAGCACAGCCAUCAGACGGUCCUGCAGCAACACUGCGACUACUUCGACCCCGACCACGACGGCGUCGUCUGGCCUAUCGACACCUUCCGCGGCCUCCGCAAUCUAGGCUUCAACCUCCUCCACUGUCUCGUGGCGGUGUUCAUCAUCAACGGCUUCCUCUCGUACCCCACCGUGCCUGGCCUCCUCCCGGACCUGUUCUUUCGCGUCUACGUGCAAAACAUCCACAAGUCGAAGCAUGGCAGCGAUACUGGCACGUACGACAACGAGGGCCGGUUUAUCCCGCAAAAGUUUGAAGACGUUUUCUCGAAGUACGCAGACGGAAGAGUAGGAUUGACCAAGUGGGGAAUUGUGAGACUCCUUCAUGGACAACGCGGCCUCCUCGAUCCGGCCGGUUGGGCCGGCGCCAUUAUGGAGUGGCUCUUCGUGUACCUGCUGAUCUGGCCCGAGGAUGGCAUCAUCAAGAAAGAAGACGUCCGCCGCGUAUACGAUGGGAGCAUCUUCGCCGAACUUUCUCUCAAAAGAUCUGGUAAAGCCUAUGCGACAUGACCUUGCAAGCUCGAUGACCGCCAGAUGAUACGGACGCCUUUCGGACAUAGAUCCUAUAGCUCGACGCGGUGCCCUCAUGAUGAUAGACUUUUGUCGAGAAUUUACGCAGUACGAUAUCUUGUACCUUGUAGCAAAACCUGUAACCCGAUGUCAGGAGGAUUUGUAG
Laetiporus sulphureus 93-53 is the source of this 898-nucleotide messenger RNA. Its product is annotated as Caleosin-domain-containing protein. The coding region runs from base 1 to 732 and encodes 243 amino acids. The record is from RefSeq and is a predicted model, not a curated record. Gene Ontology annotation, molecular function: monooxygenase activity; calcium ion binding. The transcript has 4 exons. NCBI's taxonomy places the organism in Eukaryota, Fungi, Basidiomycota, Agaricomycetes, Polyporales, Laetiporaceae.